AUGACGGAAGAGAAAAAAUCCCCAAUUAAAAACACUGAUAUUUUCACCUUCAUUCCCAAUCUCAUUGGGUAUGGACGUGUGUUAACGUUGUUAGCAUCUUGGCUUACCAUGAAAAGCUAUCCUCUUAUUACAAUGUUGGCAUUUUACUCGACCUCGUGCUUGUUGGACGCUUUUGAUGGCGCAGCAGCGAGAAAAUACGGCCAAUCAACUAAAUUUGGAGCUGUUUUAGAUAUGGUGACAGACAGAUCUUCGACCUGUUCCCUUAUAGUGUUUCUUGGUAUCAUUUAUCCAGACUGGUGCAUACUUUGGCAGUUUUUAAUCUCGUUGGAUCUUUCAUCUCAUUAUAUGCACAUGUACGCUAUGAUCACAAGUGGUGCUUCUAGUCAUAAGAGUGUUUCAAAGGAUUCCAACAUUUUGAUGAGGCUUUACUACACGAACAGGAAGAUUUUGUUCACUGUCUGUGCAUUUAAUGAGCUUUUUUAUAUUGCAUUAUACUUUGCUCAUUACGAUCUUGGUAACUUCCCUGGCACUUCCAUUCCAACAGGUGUUAUGCUUGCUUAUAUUUCGGCACCUACCUGGAUCUUUAAGCAAAUAAUGAACGUGAUUCAAAUGGUGAACGCUGCUUUAAUGAUGUCUCACUUGGAUGCACAGCAGUACAACAAAUUGCACAAAUUAAUUUGA
Brettanomyces bruxellensis is the source of this 681-nucleotide messenger RNA. RefSeq lists its product as uncharacterized. Lineage: Eukaryota; Fungi; Ascomycota; Pichiomycetes; Pichiales; Pichiaceae. The transcript has a single exon. The record is from RefSeq and is a predicted model, not a curated record. Gene Ontology annotation, cellular component: Golgi apparatus; membrane. Gene Ontology annotation, molecular function: CDP-diacylglycerol-inositol 3-phosphatidyltransferase activity. The coding region runs from base 1 to 681 and encodes 226 amino acids. Gene Ontology annotation, biological process: phosphatidylinositol biosynthetic process.